Funneliformis mosseae is the source of this 861-nucleotide messenger RNA. Lineage: Eukaryota; Fungi; Glomeromycota; Glomeromycetes; Glomerales; Glomeraceae. The record is from the annotation of a GenBank genome assembly.
AUGUCUACUCCAAUUCCAGCAACUUAUUCAGACAUUGGCAAAUCUGCUAGUGAUCUAUUUGGCAAGGACUUUCCAGUCGGUGCAUUUAAGCUCGAAGCUAAAAAUACUGCACCCAAUGGUGUGUCUUUCACUCUUAUUGGGCAAAAAGAAACCAAGAAUGGUACUAUUAAUGGAGAACUUAAAUCUAAAUAUUAUUAUCCAAAAAGAGGUGGAACGUUCACAGGAAGUUGGACUACAAGUAACCAAUUAAAUGGUCAAUUCGAACUUGAAAAUAGUCUUGCAAAAGGUCUUAAGUUGGAUUUGCUUACUAGUAUUCAACCAUCAACUGGAAACAGGAACGUUAGGGGAGGUUUCGCUUUUAAACAGCCGGGUCUUCAUACAAAACUUUAUGUUGAUGCUCUUAAAGGACCUAUCUUCCAAGGAGAUAUCGUUGUCGGUCAUGAAGGUUUCCUCGUUGGGGCUGAGGGUUCUUAUGAUGUUAUGGAUGGAAAACUUACUCGUUAUGGUGUCGCGGCGGGUUAUACUCAUCCAGAGUAUAACGUUGCCCUUCGCGUAACUAAUUCCAUGUCCGCUUAUACUCUUUUAUAUUAUCAUCGUGUAAGCUCUGAAAUUGAAGCUGGAGCCAAAGCUCAUUGGGACAGUCAUUCGAAUAAUAAUACUUCGGUUAAUUUGGAAUUUGGUGCUAAAUAUUUCUUGGAUCGCGAUGCCUUUGGCAAAGUCGAUAGUAGUGGUAGGGUCGGUAUUGGAUAUACACAAGCUCUCCGUCCUGGCGUUAAAAUUUCUUUUGGUGGUAGCAUCGACACAUCUCGUUUGCAUGAGAAUGCACAUCGUUUCGGCAUUUCUAUCAAUUUAGAAUCUUAA